AUGAUUCGAACACACUCGACUGCUGACAGUGCUUUCCAGCCUCAUGGUGAAGCAGAGGCCGAACAAGCUUAUCUUAACAGACAUGGUAUCAUUGAUGCAGUCUUGACGGAUGAUGUGGAUGCGCUGGUCUUCGGUGCUCUUCGAGUCAUCAAGAACUCAAGUCUAACGCUUUCUGGAAACGAGUCCAAUCCAGCUUUGGACUCGGAGGGCAAACCCACGCUUGAAGCAGGCGCUGAACGGAACGUUCAACACGCACGUGUGAUGGAGAAUCGUCGCGGUGCUGAAAAAUGCCAUCAUGAUGCUUCCGUAGUGUCGAGUCACUCAGACUCCGAGUCAAGCAACAACCAGCAUGUGCCCCUUUUGAAUCUCGCAAAAAGACCGCCAGACUCGCCUGUGUCUCGAGAGACCAAACGGCGCGCCAUAUCCAACAACUUUUCCGCCACUCAACACGCUGCUAUCCCCAGGGGAAACACUCAUGAAAAGAAUGUACAAGUCCGAGAUCCUUCCAUGUCCGAGUUCGAACGGUGGUCUUUGGCCCAGCGUCAGCGUCGCAAGCGUGAACGCCUCCAGUCUCAGCAACCACCAACCACUGGAACACCUGGAUCGGCUGCUCGUGAACGUGAACCUACUCCUGGAGCCAUGGAAGUUGAUGAACUCCCACCUGUACACCAACAUGAUCAUCGCCCUGAUGGGAUAGACAUUGACCUGCCGCCACAAGCUGCAAAUAUCUUGGAGCCUGUUGACAAUCUCCACAACCAUGUUCCACCUGCUCCGCUGCAAUUUCCUGCCGCAAUUCCACCACAACAGUUUGUUCCUCCUCCUUGUUCGCCCCGAUCUUCCUCUUGCACGACGGCCAUAUGUCGAGCCAAACUCGCAUCACGAUCUAGGCAGAAUGGAUGUUGCAUGCCCCCAUUGUAA
Molecule: messenger RNA, 918 nt
Organism: Suillus paluster
Lineage: Eukaryota; Fungi; Basidiomycota; Agaricomycetes; Boletales; Suillaceae
Exons: 7
Coding region: 1-918 (305 amino acids)
Molecular function (GO): nuclease activity
Source: RefSeq, a predicted model, not a curated record